ACGUCUCCGAAGUCCUCUCACGUGGAACGCCUAGAACGGGGCCGAGAUUUGGCGCCACGCUGCAAGCUCAGCUCUAAUUGUCAAGAGGAACCUUUUUUUUUCUGCUCACCUUUCGCUCAACUCCGAUUUGGCCAGCUCGCCCUCGGCCGGGGGCGACCUUUCAGCUUUGAAUUUGAACUGCUCCAUUCUACCUUCUGCUCCUCUUUUUUUUCUUCUUCCUCUUCUUCCUUUUUUUGCCCCUGUCCACUUAGGCGACCCCAAACGCUCCUUCCUAAUCCGAAAGCAUGGCCGGCAGACUCCGCUCGUCCUCCCCGCCUCACUCCCUUCCCCUCUCCCUCCUGCUUCCUGCUCUGUUGCUUCUCCGCCUGCCCGGCAUGGUGAAAGGCGACUGCUGGCUGAUAGAGGGGGAUAAAGGCUACGUCUGGCUGGCUAUCUGCAGUCAGAACCAGCCUCCGUAUGAAACCAUCCCCCAGCACAUCAACAGCACGGUUCACGAUCUGAGGCUGAAUGAGAACAAAAUUAAGGCGGUGCUCUUCACCUCCAUGUACCGCUUCACAAACCUUACUGACCUCAAUCUUACCAAGAACGAGAUCAGUUACAUCGAGGAUGGGGCUUUUGCUGGACAGGCCAACCUGCAGGUUCUGCAACUCGGCUACAACAAACUCACCAACCUGACAGAGGGCAUGUUGAGAGGCCUGGGUCGGAUGCAGUGUCUCUUCUUGCAACACAACCUCAUCGAGGUCAUUGCCAACAAUGCCUUCUGGGAGUGCCCCAGCCUCAGCAGCCUGGACUUAUCAUCCAAUAAGUUGGCCCGUCUUGACCCGUCUACCUUCACUACCCUGAACAGGCUGAUGGUGUGUGAACUAGCAGGAAACCCGUUUCACUGUGUGUGUGAGCUAUACAGCUUCCUCACUUGGCUGGAGGAGUUCAAUAAUGUCACCCACACCUAUGAUCGCCUGCAGUGUGAGACCCCUCCAGAAAUGACUGGCUACCCACUCUUGAGCCCUGUGCCUGGACAUGGGAGAAACGCCCGCUUUAUUCUUUUAUCCAUGUGUCAUGAUGGUUCAAUAAUUCCAGGGAUGACUUCUCAGAUCCCAGAACAAGAUGGCUCCGGGAUGGGUUUGGACAACCCAGACCAAGGUCUCUACCAUCAACCGGUCAUAAAUUCGACUCCUGACCCAAACUACAACCACCAGAUCUCCAUGAAGCUCCAAACUGUCUCCCUCUACACUGCUUCUUUGGUAGUGCAAAUACCACGACCAUUCAGUAAGAUGUAUGUCCUCUCCAAGGUCAACCACAGUUUCACAGAAGACAUAAGGCCUCUGAAAAACAAAAAGGAGACUGUCCAUUUGGGCAAGCUCAGCCCACACACCAACUACACCUAUUGUGUGGCUUCUGUAAGCAAAACUCAGCACUACAAUCAUACGUGUCUGUCAUUUAAUACACGAGCACCGGAGCCUGGGGAUCCACGAACUAAUCCAUCCACAACCACCCACUACAUCAUGACCAUCCUAGGAUGUCUCUUUGGCAUGGUCAUCGUGCUUGGAUUUGUCUAUUACUGUCUCCGCCGGAGGCGAAUCCAGGAAGAGAAGGAAAAAGCUAUAAGUGUGAAGAAAACCAUUCUGGAAAUGAGGUAUGGCCCAGAGGCGGCUGCUGCAGUAGCCAAUGACCCCGGUGCCAUGCAGCGUCUCCAGGAGCAGGCUCAUCACCAGCACCACCAUUCAGGAGGAGCAGGAGGCAAGCUGCCCCAUUCGGCCUCCUCGAGUACAGGCAUGCUCCACGGUUCGGCCAACACCAGUUCCUCCCGUCUCUCCACCUUGCCACAGGUGGAAAAAAUGGCAACUGCCUUCUCUGAAGCGAUGGGUGGUAAAGGGAACUACAUGGAUGUGAGGACAGCAGGAGUGGCAGGGGAAGGCAGAGAGGGAGUGGUGGCUGCUGGAGGGGCAGGGGUAGGAGGGGAAGUAGUUGUUGAUAUGCGAGGUGGAGCAGAGAAUGGGACAGAGGCUGGGGAGGAUUCGGAUGACGACGGCCGUGGCUCAGCAUCAGAGAUCUCCACCAUUGCCAAGGAGGUGGACAAAGUGAAUCAGAUCAUCAACAACUGCAUCGAUGCCCUGAAACUUGAUGCUUCAGCUAAUGUUGUGACCACAGCUGAGAAUGCGACCUCUGGUUCCUCCUCCCAGCCUCCUUGCAUCGCGUCCCUUCCCCGCAACCUCCUCCCUCUGUCUCCAGGUCACCCGGGUGAUCAAAUCAUGGCCUCCUCUCCAAAAGUGCAUCCGAAGCCUCACCCUCAGCCACAUCCUCAGCAGCAUUCUCAGGCUCAUCCACAGCCACAUCCCCAGUCACAUUCCCUGCCACAUCCCCAGCCACACCCUCAGUCACACCCUCAGCCUCAUCCACAGCUACAUCAGCAGCCUCAUCCCUCCAUGGCCCCAGUGCCCCUGGUAAUGCCCCUGUCUGAGCGGCCUGGCAUCAGCGGAGGUGGGUUUCUCUCCCCUCCCUAUCGUGACCCUCCCCCAGCUAAUGCUGUACGGCCCCUUCAGAGGCAGUUGAGUGCUGACACUGCUGUGGUGAAGAAUCGUUGUGGUGCACUCCCAGCAGGACCUGUUAAGAACACAAGAGUGUACAGUGUGGAUAUCCCUGAGCAGCGCAACGAUCCUCCGAAGUACCCAACAGAAAAGGGUAGCCCUGUGGGUUGUGGUGGAGGGACUGGAAAUGGAGGAGGUGGUGGAGUUGGGGGAUGCAACGGGAAUGGGAUGGGAAACAUAAAUGGUGGCGGGGUGAGCUUGAAUGGCGGUGGGAUGGGAUGCAGUAAUGGUAGUGGAGGCGGGGUUGUUGGCCAAGGACAGCAGCAACACCAUUUGGAGGUGCAGCCAGAUUACCACAGCUCCGAGCACCGCCACUCCUUUCCUGCACUCUACUAUGAAGGUGGCAACGAGUCACCCACACCAGCCCAGAAGGCUUCGUUCCUCAAGCCACUGGGGCGUACCAAGAGGGAUGCCACAGCCACUUAUUCCCAGCUCUCACCGUCCCGUCACCACAACUACAACUCUGGCUACUCCUCCAGUCCAGAGUACUCAUCGGAGAGCACACUGCGAAUCUGGGAGCGAUUUCGACCCUACAAAAAAAGCCCCAGAGAGGAAGCAUCCUAUAUAGCAGCCGGUCAUGCCUUGCGUAAGAAGGUGCAGUUUGCUAAGGACGAGGACCUUCAUGAUAUUUUGGACUACUGGAAGGGUGUUUCUGCCCAGCAGAAGCUUUGAGCUGAAGAAGGAAAUUUUGAAGCCCUGAUGGGAGAUUGUGAGUUGAUUGCCAACAGCAGACUAAUUAUGGGGACAGAUGUUAAUGUAGCAAGUGAGAUGAUGAUGCUUCCCUGGAAGCGUCUAGUGAGACAAACAAGAGUCAUUCAGCCGUCGGAUCUGGAGUUCAAGAGGUAUUUUCUCUGGGUGAUUUUAAACAUUUUACUCUGUGACAAUUCAUUAACAUUUCUGGAGGUUCUUUAUGAUAUAAGCUUUUUCAUCAUAAUAUAGAGUGGUAAUUACCAAGAAUCAAGUUUUUCACCAGACUGCCUCAUAGUGGGCACUUUGGUCCUCGCAGGCUUCCCAAGCCCAUUAAAUCCCCACUAAUGAGUAAAGCGAAGGCUGUGAUGAUGAAGUCUCUUCUACCUCAUUACUGGCACACUGUAGCUCAGCUAUCUCACUAGAAGCAGCACUGUUCAUGACUUAAGCUCUGUCCGUCUUUUCUGUAAUCCCAUCAAACCGCCUUUAACGAAACAAUCAUUUCAUGGCACGGCUAGUACCUGCUCUCCUACAGAAGCAUCAUUUAGGGUGAUAAUGAGGGAGUGGAAUGAGGAAUUAGAUGUUUAUUUAUUUUUUUUUAGUAUAGCUGAACCCCACACGUUCCCCACCUCCACCUUCCUCUUUAGGGGAAACAUUAAGUGAUACUUAUCAAGCUAAUUGUUCUUCCUGGCAAUUAGCCAGUAUAAGAGUAGGUCGAGGAGGCUGUGUGGUGAGCAUGCGUAUUGAUUUGAACCACCCAACUACAUCUGUUCAGUGGUGUGUGGACAUGUAUAUACACGUUGUGCACGCUGGUGUGAGUGAUUACAUGUGGGUGGGAGAGUGGGGUUGGGGCUGAGUCAUUCAUUAUUCUCAGGCUCCUCCGUGGUAUCAGAGAGGGUAGGUAAUAAAUAGA
Molecule: messenger RNA, 4185 nt
Organism: Salarias fasciatus (jewelled blenny)
Lineage: Eukaryota; Metazoa; Chordata; Actinopteri; Blenniiformes; Blenniidae
Product: protein phosphatase 1 regulatory subunit 29-like
Exons: 4
Coding region: 285-3257 (990 amino acids)
Cellular component (GO): plasma membrane
Molecular function (GO): protein binding
Source: RefSeq, a predicted model, not a curated record